AUGGGUUCUGUGUCGCUGAAAAUAGGCGACGGAACUGCUAGAUUUAGAAGAGCAACAGUGUGUUCCUCCGCAGUUAACAUUCUCAUGAUCUUCUCCGUCGUCACCACCAACCUCUUCGCCCUCUAUGCCUUCUCUUCUUCCCCAAAAGACCUUCAGACCCACCACCUUCUUCACAAAAAUUUAUCCCUCAUCUCCGAACAGGUCACCCUCAUUCUCCGAGAGAUCGAUUUGUCGCAAAAAAAACUUGCCCAGAUAGAAAAAGACCUCCUCGGCUACGAAAGCAUUGACCUUUCCCGACCCAACAUCGCCAACGAACUCAAACUCUUUCUCCACCGCCACCACCUUCCUCUGGGCAAAGACUCCAAAACCGGAAUCACCGAAAUGGUCUCAUCUGUGGGCCACUCCUGCGACAAAUCCUCGGACUUGUUGUCUCAGUACAUGAGUUACAAGGUUUCUGGACCCUGCCCCAAUGAUUGGAGUGUGGCACAGAAACUCGUUUUGAGAGGGUGUGAGCCUUUACCGAGAAGAAGGUGUUUUGCUAAAACUAUUUCUAAGGUGGGUCUUCUACACCCUUUUCCCACCUCGCUUUGGAAACCUGCAGUUAACAACACUGUUAACUGGAGUGGUUUAGGUUGCAAGAAUUUUGAGUGUUUGAAGGGUAAGAAGUUGAGUAGAGAUUGCAUUGGUUGCUUUGAUUUGGCUAAUGGGUAUGAGAAUCAGAGGUUUGUGAAGUCUAGGAGUAAGAAUGAUUUUCUAGUUGAUGAUGUGUUAACUUUGGGGAGUGGUGGAAUUAGGACAGGGCUUGAUGUUGGAGGUGGGUCUGGGUCCUUUGGUGCUGUUAUGGCUGAGAGGAAUGUUACUGUGGUUACUACCACUUUGAAUGUUGGUGCUCCGUUCAGUGAAUUCAUUGCUGCCAGAGGACUUUUCCCUCUUUUCCUGAGUUUGGAUCAUAGGUUCCCGUUUUAUGACAAUGUGUUUGAUUUGGUACGUGCUGCGAGUGGUUUGGAUGGUGGGGGAAGGCAAGAAAAGUUGGAGUUUUUUAUGUUUGAUAUUGAUCGUGCUUUGCGGGCUGGUGGCUUGUUUUGGUUGGAUAACUUCUACUGUGUUGAUGAAGAGAAGAAAAGGGUGUUAACUAGGUUGAUUGAACGGUUUGGGUACAAAAAGCUGAAGUGGGUUGUGGGAGAAAAGGUUGAUAGUCUUGGAUCAGGGAUGUCACUGGCUGUGUUAUCAGCUGUGCUUCAAAAGCCUGUGAGAGUUUAA
Sphenostylis stenocarpa is the source of this 1260-nucleotide messenger RNA. The record is from the annotation of a GenBank genome assembly. Lineage: Eukaryota; Viridiplantae; Streptophyta; Magnoliopsida; Fabales; Fabaceae.